[Torrubiella] hemipterigena is the source of this 219-nucleotide messenger RNA. Lineage: Eukaryota; Fungi; Ascomycota; Sordariomycetes; Hypocreales; Clavicipitaceae. The record is from the annotation of a GenBank genome assembly.
AUGGCUGACAAGAUGCCCUUCUACCCUUCCGAGCGAUACCUCGCCAGCGAAGAGGUGCCGCGCAACUUUGCCGUCAUCGCCGACAAGCAGUACGGCCUCGUUGGGCCGCAGCGCUCAAACAUCAUGUUUGACUGCAUGCGUGUCAUGAACCAUAUUCUUUCUGAGGAGGAGUUUGGGAGAAAGUGGGAGAGCAUGCGGGUGGUGGACAUGAGACAGUAG